Tremella mesenterica DSM 1558 is the source of this 3042-nucleotide messenger RNA. RefSeq lists its product as uncharacterized. Gene Ontology annotation, molecular function: microtubule motor activity; ATP hydrolysis activity; ATP binding. The transcript has 14 exons. The record is from RefSeq and is a predicted model, not a curated record. Lineage: Eukaryota; Fungi; Basidiomycota; Tremellomycetes; Tremellales; Tremellaceae. The coding region runs from base 1 to 3042 and encodes 1013 amino acids. Gene Ontology annotation, biological process: microtubule-based movement. Gene Ontology annotation, cellular component: microtubule; kinesin complex; nucleus.
AUGGCACCCCUUCCUGCCACUCCCAGCUCUUCAAAGCCUAAACUAGCACCACCAAAGACAGCUCCAGCACAAGGAAGGAUGACCAGGCUUCGAGCCGCCAAGGAGAACACCGCCAGUCCCGCCAUUGCUGCGGUCAAACCUACCGGCCUGUUGGCAAGAAGUUUGAGGACCGUGUCUGAUAGGAUGAAAGAGAAGGAAAGGGAGAGGGAACGAAAGCUCACUGCUUCUACCUCUUCUGGGACUAGUGGCUGUUCGGAGAGUCUUCAGGCAUUUCUGAGGAUCCGGCCACCUCCUUCUGACGGGGAUGGCACGAGAGUCAGACCAUACCUCGAAACGCAAGGUGAUAACGAGGUCAUCAUGAGGGCUCCUAUCGACCCGAAUCGACCCCACAUCCCAAAACCACCUCAUAUAUACUCGUUCGAUCGCGUGUUUCCAAGCUUAACUUCUCAAUCAGCCUUCUUCACCCAAACAGCCCUACCACUAGUAGACAAAUUGCUAAAUGGGGAAAAUGGAUUACUGUUCGCCUAUGGUGUCAGUAACAGUGGAAAGACGUAUUCCAUCUCAGGAGGUCAGAGUGAUGCUCCGGAAGAUCGGGGUGUAUUGCCCAGAGCGAUAGAUGUGGUUUUCAAUUCUAUCAAGGGUUUUGAGACUAAAAGAAAUCUUCGAUGUACUGGCUUAGCAGAUGUGGAACUCGUUGAUCGUGAUGAACAUGCUGGAAUGUUGGCUGUUUUACCCCUUGAGAAAGAGGGUAGGGUAUCCGAUGUCUGCAGGAUGGAUCGAGACUUUUCUUAUGCCGUCUUCGUUUCCUACGCCGAGGUAUAUAACGAAAAAAUCUUUGAUCUCCUGGAAUCAGUCUUACCCUCCUCUUCAUCCCCCACAUCCUCUACCUUCCAACCCGCCGGCAUGAAACGCACCACUUCCACGGUCGGUCUCUCAAACCACGUAGCAUCCAGUAUGGCUUUGGCCGCUAUGGCCAAUGGUGGUGCCGGUGUUCUAAAGAGACACGCUUUGUCACUCAAGAAUGAUCCCGAAGGCAACGGGAAAUAUAUCGCAGGUCUGAAUGAAAUCCGCGUCAGGACACGGGAGGAAGCUCUCGCUGUUCUUCGUGCUGGUCAAAGAGCUCGACAGGUCUUCGGAACUCUUGCAAACCGUGAAUCUUCCCGUUCUCAUGGGAUCUUCACUAUCAAGAUCGUGCGAAUCCAUAAUGGUGCUCCUGAAGACCCUGACUCGGCCUCGGUAUCGCGACUGGCUAUCGUCGAUCUUGCGGGCUCGGAAAGGACUAAAAACACCCAGACAACAGGUGACAGACUCAAAGAAGCCGGAAAUAUCAACAAGUCUCUGAUGGUCCUGGGUCAAUGUUUAGAAGUGCUGAGAUCGAAUCAGCAGAAACUCGCCACUCCUAUUCCUCCAGGGAGUAAGAGAAAACUAGCUAUGGUACCAUUUAGACAUUCCAAGUUGACGGAGAUCUUCCAGAACUUCUUCGUUGGUGACGGGCGAGCUGUCGUCAUGGUUCAUGUCAACCCAUAUGACACCGGUUUCGAUGAAAACUCGCACGUCAUGCGAUUCUCUGCCAUCGCCAGGGAUAUCCAAACUACCGCCAUGAAUCCUCCCAAGUCUGGGUUCCCGCUCUUGAAAAGACAGAUAAGCACUCAGUUCUCAGCCUUCAAGCACGCUGUAAGCGGUCCAAUGAAGAUCAAGGUGGUGGUUCCUGUACUCCCGCAGGAUAAGGGCAAGGACAAGUUUGUCACUCAUCCCUUCGUUGGUCGGAGUAGGGAGACAGAUGACUUUGUGAUGGUGGAAGAGGAAUUGGAGGUGGUGGAGGAAAGUGAGAGUGAUGAUGAGGAAGAGAAGGAUUGGUUAGUGGAACAUUUGUUUGAGCAACUGAGGGAGUAUAAGACGAGAUUGUACGAAUCAGAGAUGCGGAACGCUAUUAUCGAGAUCGAAGUUCGGGAAGAAGUGACCAAGGAGAUGCAAGAGCAGAUGCAGAAAAUGCAUGUGGAGUAUUCUCAAAGAUUUGCAGAUCAAGUCCAAGCGAGCGAACUCAAGACCGAUCGAAAGAUUGAUAUCCUCUCUCGAACACUCACACCGGGUCCAUCCCGUCUUAGACCGAGAGACGACGAAUCAUCCGAUAUUUCCCAAGCGGAUAUGUCGUUAGAUGUGGGGGACGAAAGCUUCGAAUCGGCUUAUUCGGGAGAGGCAAGUGUAUUAGAUCCGUUCGUCGUCAAACCUUUGGUGACGGUCAUUCCUGCCAUUGCCAUCAAUGGUCAAGGUCAGAGCUCUACCCACCAGCUUCAGGGUCGAGCAAAACAUGCGCCUGACCAACCUGAUGAUAUCAACAGACAAGAUCAAGGACGGAUGGAUAACGACCUGACGGAUGACGAUGAUGGUGAAGAAGACGAGGACGAUGAGGUGACGGAGGAAGAUGAAGACGACAGUGGUGAAGAAGACGAAGACGAAAGUGAGGAAGAAGAGGAACAGGAAGAAGGAACAAAAGAUGGAAGAGAGAUCGACGAAAACGAAUCCGAUAUGACAUACGACGAAACUUCCAUUUCUCUAAUUCAAGAUGAAGUCGAAUCUUCUUUCUCCGUAUCGGAUCUUGACAGUGUGUCUAUAUCAUCUGAUGAACCCAGUCGUAAAACUCCAAAUAGGGGGAAGAGAAUGUCUUCUGUGAAGAAUACUUCUGUCAAGAAGAAUGUACCUCAACUUGUGUCUCCUACCAAGUCAAUCUCGUCUGUGAUGCGCACACCAGGUCGAGGGAUACGGUCACCUGUCAAAACUGGGCAGGCAGUGGGGACACAUGUUUCGAGCACGGUCAAAGAUCAGCAGAAAAAAGGGGAUGAAAUACGGGAUGAAUCAGGAGUGUUAAGUGAGAGUAAAACUCAAGAAACCAUGGAUAGUGAUGAAGAUGUUUUGCCUUUGAAAGGAAGUACGAAGAAGAAACGGACAUUGGGAAAGAAAGUGAUCACAGAAGAGGAGAUGGACAUGGGAACGGGGUUGGUAAAAGGCACGAAUGUCAGACGAUUGAUCAAGACUUUUCAAUGA